Messenger RNA from Nomascus leucogenys (northern white-cheeked gibbon), 2148 nucleotides. RefSeq names its product tensin 4 (gene TNS4). The record is from RefSeq and is a predicted model, not a curated record. Gene Ontology annotation, molecular function: protein binding. Lineage: Eukaryota; Metazoa; Chordata; Mammalia; Primates; Hylobatidae.
AUGUCCCAGGUGAUGUCCAGCCCACUGCUGGCAGGAGGCCGUGCUGUCAGCUUGGCGCCUUGUGACGAGCCCAGGAGGACCCUGCACCCAGCACCCAGCCCCAGCCUGCCACCCCAGUGUUCUUACUACACCACGGAAGGCUGGAGAGCCCAGGCCCUGAUGGCCCCCGUGCCCUGCAUGGGGCCCCCUGGCCAACUCCAGCAAGCCCCACAGGCGGAGGCCAAAGCCACCUGCUUCCUGCCGUCCCCUGGUGAGCAGGCCUUGGGGACCCCGGAGGACCUUGACUCCUACAUUGACUUCUCACUGGAGAGUCUCAAUCAGAUGAUUCUGGAACUGGACCCCACCUUUCAGCUGCUUCCCCCAGGGACUGGGGGCUCCCAGGCUGAGCUGACCCAGAGCACCAUGUCAAUGAGAACGAAGGAGGAACCUGAAGCCUUGGACAUAAAGUACAUCGAGGUGACCUCCGCCAGAUCAAGGUGCCACGAUGGCCCCCAGCGCUGCUCCAGCCCCUCUGUCACCCCACCCUUCAGCUCCCCUCGCAGUGGUGGCCUCCUCCUUUCCAGAGACGUCCCCCAAGAGACACGAAGCAGCAGUGAGAGCCUCAUCUUCUCUGGGAACCAGGGCAGGGGGCACCAGCGCCCUCUGCCCCCCUCAGAGGGUCUCUCCCCUCAACCGCCAAAUUCCCCCAGCAUCUCAAUCCCUUGCAUGAGGGGCAAGGCCUCGAGCCCCCACGGCUUGGGCUCCCCGCUGGUGGCUUCUCCAAGACUGGAGAAGCAGCUGGGAGGCCUGGCCCCACAGCGGGGCAGCAGGAUCUCUGUGCUGUCAGCCAGCCCAGUGUCUGAUGUCAGCUAUAUGUUUGGAAGCAGCCAGUCCCUCCUGCACUCCAGCCACUCCAGCCAUCAGUCAUCUUCCAGAUCCUUGGAAAGUCCAGCCAGCUCUUCCUCCAGCCUCCACAGCCUUGGCUCAGUGUCCCUGUGUACGAGACCCAGUGACUUCCAGGCUCCCAGAAACCCCACCCUAACCAUGGGCCAACCCAGAGCACCCCACUCUCCACUGCUGGCCAAAGAACAUGCCAGCAGCUGCCCCCCAUCCAUCACCAACUCCAUGGUGGACAUACCCAUCGUGCUGAUCAACGGCUGCCCAGAACCAGGGUCUUCUCCACCCCAGCGGACCCCAGGACACCAGAACUCUGUUCAACCUGGAGCUGCUUCUCCCAGCAACCCCUGUCCAGCCACCAGGAGCCACAGCCAGACACUGUCAGAUGCCCCCUUCACCACAUGCCCAGAGGGUCCCACCAGGGACAUGCAGCCCACCAUGAAGUUCGUGAUGGACACAUCUAAAUACUGGUUUAAGCCAAACAUCACCCGAGAGCAAGCAAUCGAGCUGCUGAGGAAGGAGGAGCCAGGAGCUUUUGUCAUAAGGGACAGCUCUUCAUACCGAGGCUCCUUCGGCCUGGCCCUGAAGGUGCAGGAGGUUCCCACAUCUGCCCAGAAUCGACCAGGUGAGGACAGCAAUGACCUUAUCCGACACUUCCUCAUCGAGUCGUCUGCCAAAGGAGUGCAUCUCAAAGGAGCAGAUGAGGAGCCCUACUUUGGGAGCCUCUCUGCCUUCGUGUGCCAGCAUUCCAUCAUGGCCCUGGCCCUGCCCUGCAAACUCACCAUCCCACAGAGAGAACUGAGAGGUGCAGAUGGGGCCUCGGACUCUACAGACAGCCCAGCCUCCUGCCAGAAGAAAUCUGCGGGCUGCCACACCCUCUACCUGAGCUCAGUGAGCGUGGAGACCCUGACCGGAGCCCUGGCGGUGCAGAAGGCCAUCUCCACCACCUUUGAGAGGGACGUCCUCCCCACGCCCACCGUGGUCCACUUCAAAGUCACAGAGCAGGGCAUCACCCUGACGGAUGUCCAGAGGAAGGUAUUUUUCCGGCGCCAUUACCCACUCACCACCCUCCGCUUCUGUGGUAUGGACCCUGAGCAACGGAAGUGGCAGAAGUACUGCAAACCCUCCUGGAUCUUUGGGUUUGUGGCCAAGAGCCAGACAGAGCCUCAGGAGAACAUGUGCCACCUUUUUGCGGAGUAUGACACAGUCCAGCCAGCCUCGCAGGUCAUCAGCCUGGUGACUGCUCUGCUGCAGGAUGCAGAAAGGAUGUAG